Messenger RNA from Fusarium falciforme, 1542 nucleotides. RefSeq names its product F-box domain-containing protein. The record is from RefSeq and is a predicted model, not a curated record. The coding region runs from base 1 to 1542 and encodes 513 amino acids. Gene Ontology annotation, molecular function: protein binding. The transcript has a single exon. Lineage: Eukaryota; Fungi; Ascomycota; Sordariomycetes; Hypocreales; Nectriaceae.
AUGUCUGCCUCUCAGGGAUUGAAUGUCGGUGAGGGAAAGCCUGAAGGAGAGGUCACCGCCUCAUCCCAGCCGGGAGAUGUUGAAGCCCCAGUUGCUUGGUUGGAGGAGCUUUCGGUCUCGAAUGGGUCUACCAACGCCAAUCUCGCCAGGUUACCUGACGAAAUUGUCCUCUUCAUCAUAAAGCACUUGCGCCGGGCAAGCUUGAAGAGCCUGGCCCUGACGUGUGCUAACCUACGCCGUAUCGUGCUUCCUAAUUUCUACCGUAGUGGGAAGUACAAGACUUUUCGUUUGGCCUUGAGGUCGGGAGAUCUAGAUAUGAUAAAACGGUGCGCGAAGUAUGACGCUGUCCCUAUUGACGCCACCUGGGAGGUCGGGUUCCAAGAGAACGGCCACAUGAGGGAGUGUGAGUGUAAGACUGUGUUCUCGCAUCGUCUCCACCACCCGAUCCAUUUUCUGACUCUAGGCCUCGACAAGGACGAAAUGACAGCCGAUCAGUGCUUCGAGUUGCUUCAGUGGCUCGUCGACCAUGGCUUUGAUAUCACCGCUGCGUCCAUUGAUGACCGGGGCUGGGACGACAUAGAGGCCAAUGCCCAGGUCGAUUUCGUUAGGAGAAUGAAGCAUAUGCCGUGUUCCUUCCUCCACACCUUCAAGAUGUCUACAGACAGGGACAAGCUCGACGGUGUCGCCAAGAUUGUAUGUCACCUAUCAUCUGAGGGCUUCAACUUCCCGCGAUUGGUACGGGGCGUAGGGUCAACCCUCAGAAGUAAGGAGAAGUACACAGAGUUUACUCCUCUCAGCUACGACUCGCCCUUUCUCGUCACGAUGCUGAUGAGAUCGGCCUGUCCGCCCUCACUACUCGAGGCUUUCCUGAAGCAGCUUAAGCGUCAAGGGGUCAAACUGACUUGCCCUCGCGAUGGUUGUCCGCCUGAAUUCAAGUACGGUGAGCUCGUAGAUGACCACGACGGGGACUUUGACCCGGCGCCGACUAUUCUAACUCAGGUGUGGGAGUUGGUGGCCGAGCUGUACAAUGACCUCUUUGAUCCGCAGAGGUGGAAGCCGUUUUAUAUCGGCGAGGUAGGGGACAUUUGGGUAGAAAAGGUGACGCUGUUAGAUGAAUACGAAGGUAUCAACGAUGUAGAGAGACUACUCCUCGUGUCUAUUCUAUCCGCCCUGCGAAAGAUCGAGGCCAGAGCCCAGGCUUCGAAAGGCUUAGACAUCGAGCGAGACGCCAAGGCCUGCUGGUACGAGCUCUCCAUGGCCUUUGAAAGCUUCUUUGACGGCGACCAGCUCCUAGACUCUCAGUACCGACACCCAGAGGACAGGAUGCACAGGUUCGCCCUCUGGGUCAGCUGGGACCCGCAGAAGCUCUGGGCCCAGAGCCUCAAGAAAGCUCCGUGCGGCAAGUUUUUCAAGAAUCGGCACCGUAUCGAUGGGCCGGUGAAUGUCAUGAGUGAUUGGCCGCAGGAGUGGCGCUGGGCAGAUGCUGGUUGGCUAAUUGACAGAGAUCCCGACUGGUGUAAGAUCCCUUUGAAGGAGUGGUAA